Microbotryum saponariae is the source of this 3894-nucleotide messenger RNA. The record is from the annotation of a GenBank genome assembly. Lineage: Eukaryota; Fungi; Basidiomycota; Microbotryomycetes; Microbotryales; Microbotryaceae.
AUGGCGGGGUAAGUCAACCCGACUGAUUACUGUGAUCAGGUGGUCGAUGCUCAUGCGGUGUACUCUCCCCGCUCGCUCUGUCGCGUCGUAUCCGUGCUCAGUGAUCCGCUCUCGGACCCCCUAUCAUCGUCAUCGUCAUCGUCAUCGUCACCGCCCUCGUCAGCCUUGCUUCGUCCAGGUAGUACCAACCCACAGUUCCAAACCUCCUCGCCUUUGUCACCUUUACCAACAUCUUCCGAGUGGUUGGCUCCACCUUCCCUUAGGAGCAAGCGAACGGUCUCGCCAUCGUCGUCAUCGUCGUUCUCGGCGACGUCGGCAUGGGCGCGACAGCAUCUCGAGCAGGAGGCCCGUCUCUUUUCCGGCGGCGAGUGGGACCGCGAACCGAACGGUUACCUUGAUGUAGACGUAGCAAGCCCACACGAACAGCGCGAAGACGGCAACCCGUCGCCAUCGCCCCCUUUACCACCCCACACUCAGCAGCAAGAACGGAGAAAGUCGUCGCUGUCCGCAACAGCCCCCGCUUUCGUCGCCCCCGUAUUGGCCAAACCCAGCGCAGCACUGGAUCCCACCUCGUCGUCGUUCGUCCCACCGUUCUUGUCAACGGAUACGGGGCCGACGCGACCCAUCACCAUACAUCGAUCGCCGUCGUCGACCAUCACGCGCAAGCGUACCUCGUCCAAUUCGGCCGUCCGCGACCCCUCUGGCACGCCGACCCUGUCCACCAGCUAUGGCAUCUCCGUCACCCCAACUGGCAUACAUUCCCUUCUUCACAAUGACAAUCCUAUAGGCAUGUCGACCACUCCGUCGACCGCUCGACCGUCACGGUUGGAGGUCCUCGACACCGCCACGUUGGGCCCGACCCCCUUUUCCAACUCGUCGCGAACCGACAGGGACAUCCUGCAAUCCAUGAUCGCCGCGGCGUGCACGGCCGGUGAACUGAACCGACUCAAGUCACUACUUAGCGAUUCGACCGGUGACGACGAGGACCACUUCCCGACCGGUUUCGCGCUGGCGAAUCAACCUAGCGCGUCAGGUCAAACCCCACUCCAGCUCGCCUCGGCCAGGGGACACGCAGACCUCGUGAGAUGGCUCGUCAGUCAAGCUGGCGCUUUGGCUGAUUUGGAAGACGUCGAUGGAGAGACGGCUUUGCACAAAGCUGCGUUCAAGGGCCAUAUCGACGUGUGUCGGUUUCUCGUCAAUGAGGCGGGUGUCAACGUCGACUCGCAGGACAACGAUGGGUGGACAGUGAGUAUCGGUUCUCUCAGUACGCUGAUGUCACAGGUGAUUGAUAUCUGCAUCAUAUUCUCAUGCGUUCAUAGCCCCUGCAUAAUGCAUCUUCGCUCGGCUGGCUCGACAUCGCCACGCUCCUCAUCGACUCGGGUGCGAGCAUCGACCUAAAAUCCAGGCACGGGUUCACGGCAUUGAUGAACGCAGCGUCCAAGGGUCACCUGCCGAUCAUCCAUUUCCUCCUCAAGCGUGGUGCAAAUCCUAUGGUACGCAACGCUUGGGGCGAGGCAGCGUACGAUCGUGAGUCAGACUGGGACCGGGUUCAACCGAAGACGAAUCUCGAAUCUCCCACUAACAAGCCAGGGCGCUUCUUCCCGUCCAUGACAGUUGCUGCUGCCGUCUUUGAAGCGCGCAUCUGCUCGGUUCUAGCCUCGUACGAAGCGACGCGAUGGACUGAGUUUUCAUUUCAGAGCUUGACGGACUACAACGCUCUCGCUCUCCACUCGACCGUGGCCGUCGUAUUGGAGGAGAACCAACGACUGGCCAAGCCGACGCUCAGGAAGAUCUCAAGCCUCGGCGCCGCAUUCAAUGCAAACCCAUGGACAUCAAGGGCUCUUAGUCGCAAUGACAAGCGAGCGGCAUUUACGAUCCCCAAGCAGCCGACCAGCCAGAUCGAGGAUCUUCCGGUCUCCAAGAGCGAGGUCGGACUGCCCAUCGUAGGCAAAGAAUGCGACCUCGUGCUGCCUGCUCGCCGUGAGAUACGGUCGGGAGGUCGUGUCGGUGGAGGAGGUGUGUCGCGGACAAACAGCAACAGCAGCAGCGGCAAAGCUGUUGACGAUUCCGCGGCUUUCAGAUCGCUCUCUGCAGUUCUGUCGGCCGGAGGCGAGCCGGUCAGCCCCUCAGCCCAUCCCUCGUCAUCUAUGGAUGCUGGGGAGCCGGCUUGGUAUUGGCUUUCAGACUGGACCGUCGACUUGACCGACCAUCUAUCGUCACCUGAAGAUGGUUGGUCCUACGCAACUUCGUUUCAAGCUGCACCAGACGAAUGGUCGUCGGAGCCUUCGGCGGAGCUGGCCCGUGUCCUGAGUGGAUCGGCUUCAAGCUGGGGCGGGCAGAAAUGGGUCAGAAGGCGGAGAUGGAUCAGAGUAGCCAGGAGACGGUCGGACCUUCCGAACUUCGGAUACGCCGACCUGACGACCUCGGGGCCCACGGAUUUGGCCGAGUCUGCAGAUCGCGUCGAUGCAAUCGGGAAUGAGAUUUCAUCAUCGGUCAAGGUCAGCCAGGUUGACUAUCUUGUUCGCGCCCACUUCCUCGCCAAGAACCAUUUCGCCGUUUUUGAUGGUACACAAGACGUCGCUGCACUUCGCAAAGCUGUCGCGAGUCUCGAUCGAGCGGCGGAUGAGCUGAGGCAAGGCAUGAGCGCCGAUGAAAAUUGCGAGAGAAGAAGGCAGGCAGAAGCUGAGCUCGAGAUUGUUCUGCGCCAGUUGACUUUGGUCAAGUCAAGUUUGCCUCAUUCUGAGGCAGAGGAAGGUGUGGGAUUCCUGCAAGUCAGAUCAAGAUCCGGAGGGCAUACCGACUGAUAUUCGUCGCGAAUCUUUACCUUUUGCAGAGUCUGACGACGAGUUCGUGUACGACGGACAGGACGCGGAUCCCGACGAGGAUCGCCGGUCCGUGUACACGAGUCAUAGCGCUGCGACCCCACCUAGUCUCAUAUCGACGCAGUCUGCCCAAUCGGCCCCAGUGACCAGUGCUCCAGAAUAUUUCGGGUUCUCGGCAAGCACGUCGCAGUUCCCUGAUCUUACACCACAAUUGUCAGGCGCUCCCGACUUCCGCGUCCCUUUGCACGAGACCCGACCUCCUAUCAAUCGGACCCAUACGUCGUCUUCAAGGGCCCUUCCACCCAUCCCGGGAAGCGACUCACGUACGGCGGUCUGGGAAUCUGACGAAGCCGUCAGCGAGUGUCGCAACUGCUUGAAAAAGUUCUCGUUCUUUGUUCGCAAGCAUCAUUGUCGCCGGUCAGUUCAGCUCUGCGUUUUGUCAAAAGACGCGCACUCACUUUCAAUGCUCAUUUAUCUCUGAAACAGAUGCGGUCUGAUCUUUUGCCAUUCGUGUUCGAGCAACCUUGACCAUCUCGAUUCGUCCGAAGUGGUUGAAGAACCGUCUGCACGGUUCCGCGAAGACAACUUUUCGUCCAUCCACCGAACUUGUGGGGACUGCCAUGCUGCCAUCUCCUUCACCCUCCCGCCUGUCCACUCGACGUCGACCUUCUUCUCACGACCAAGUCCUUCCACUUUGCCGUCGACACACACGAACAAUGGUGUAGCCUCGGCGAGCACCUCGGACGCAGGGGCGUCGGACGCUUCCGACCUUGCCGACUGCCCAGUUUGCGGACUUGUGCUUGCUUCGCUCGGUGAUGGAGAGGAGCAAGAGCUCCACGUCAAAAUCUGUUUGGAGUCCGGCGGCGGAUCGAUCGUCCAGAAUGGUCGCUACCUCGUCUUCCGCCUCCAACCGGGGCCACUGGAGAACUCGGAAUGCGGCAUCUGCUACGACGAGUUCAGCGUCGGCGACAAACUGGCUCGGCUGAACUGCCUUUGCUAUUUCCAUGGGACUUGCAUCAAGUCGUGGUUGGAGAGGGGCAAGUCGUGCCCCUACCACAUGAGUCGUGACUGA